GAUAUUAUGUUUUAUUUUCAGCAUGUCAUAAACAAAAAUUGCAUGAAAUUUUAUGUUAUUUUAUAUGGAAAUUGUUGACGACAAUGGCGACGAGUUAUUUAUCUGAAAACCAAGCUCCACGUGAUUUUAGAGUGUCUUCUAUAGAGAGUGAUGGUCACUACACAAAGUGCCCUCUUUGCUUUACUGUGAAACGAAACUUUUAUUGCGCAGAUUGUGUAAGAAAUGGAAAUUUUGUUCACUCAUCUUUACCUUACUCAGACAGAUUUGCUGACAAACAAGCAAAGAUAAUGCGAUUAAAAGUUAACCGACAACAUAUUUUGGACAUUUGUGAUAAGUUACUGACACCUAAAUUAAAAAAAGACGUACUAGUUACUGAAACUAAAAGAUCAAAGGACAAGUUAGAGCUGUUACGUUUAGCUAUUGAUCAACGGAGAAAUAAUGUUAAGGUGCUGAAAGAAAAACUGAUUGAAUUAGAAAAUAGUAAUAAAGAAUUGAGGCUUAAGUUACCUAGGUAUCAAAAAAGAGUUGCAAGUUUAGGAGAGCAUGCACAGAAACAACAGUUUGAUGUACAGAAGAGAAUCAACACAUACAAUGAACUAGCCCAAAACUUGGCUGAGUUACGCAGGUCUAGAAUACGGCAACUUAAUAGAUAUAUUUUUCCUGUAUACAUAAGCUAUGAUCCCAGUGAUAGUAUAGAAGAUAUGGAGUUUGUGGGUAAUGACGCAGAACAGGAGCCUCCGCCUAGACCUCAGCUACAUAUUGUGGCUCCUUAUAUUGAUAUUGAAGGAGACGACUCACAUAUUCAGAUCUCAGUGAAUCAAAACAAGGAGGCUUGUGUUGGAAGUCCGCCAUCGACGAUUGCCGCGCACCGCGCUACGGCCGCAUUAGGUUUGUGUGCCCAGCUAACGGCCUUACUCGCCUGGACACUCGACGUCAGGCUACCACAUGCAGUCUCGCUUAGUGAAUGUUUAGAGACAUAUAGUGGGUCCCGCCGUGGCGUGUGUCGUCGCCUGCGCCUGUCAGGUGGCGCGGUGUGCGCACGCGCACAAAUCCGUGCCGAACCAAGCGCGCGCGGUCUGGCCGCGUUGCACGCUUUAGCCUUAGCCGCCGCCGCCGAUGAUCCUGCCAUUGGCCGAGUAGAGCCUUGGAGUAGGUCGGACAGUGUGCAAGCGCAGUGGGAGGAUUUGUGGGAAGAAGAGGGAAGGGAAGAGGGCGGUGGGGGCAGCGGAGGUGAGGAAGGUGAAGACGCAGAGCCAGAACAUCUGCAUUGGCCGGAAAACGAGCAGGUGGAAGAAAUGAGUAGCACACCUCCAGCGACCUCUCUUGUGACUUCAGCCAUUGCUUCCAUCUGGCGUGGCUGGAAGAAGUGACCUACGAUCGUUCUUUAACGUUACUUAAGUGCUUAGUAUAUUAAAUUAAAUAAGAUUUAUAAGAACGCGCCUUAAAAAAAGUCAUUAAAGUUUUAUUGCUUUGAAUAGAUAAUAAAAAAUUUAACGAAUUUAGUACUAGAUAACACUCUAUAUUGAAAAGAAGCUAGUUUAAGUACUGGUACUAUUGUAAAAUGAAAAUCAAAAAUAUCGAUUUAUAAUUGAAAACGUUACUGGUUGGCAAACCAAACAUGCGCAGACAGAAAAAAAUUAGAAUGGGGGAAUCAUUUGUUCUUUGGAUUUACAAUAAUACUAAAAAUGUCUGCACCAAGAAAAAAAAAUUGUGAUACUGCAUGAGUUGAGAUUACUUAUUUUCGCAUAGAAGUGAGUUCACUUGGGGUUUUGUUUGAGAUUUUUUUUCUUAAAAUUUGUUUAUCCCUGGCUAACAUAAAGUAUGUUUACAAUAUAUGCAUAUUCCUUUUCCCUGACAUCCUUAUUUUUAUAAUUUGACAUAUAUGUAUAAUUUUCAAAAUAUUCUAUUAUAGAGAUGCAUUUGAUCAUAUGCGAGCCACCAUUUUGUUUUUCGAAAGGUUAUUUUCUUUAGUUAACGAUUAAAUAAUCUAAUCUGUGUUCCAUAGACAAUUUACAGCUUUAAGAACAGUAUUACGUACUACCGUACAUAUGGUAGGUAACCAAGGGGCUUAGUCAAGAUGCUUUAACAGUAGGGUAUGUAGAAACUGAAAACUAAAUUUGUUUAAAACAAUUAUAGACACGAACUGUCAUUUUCAUACAAAUAUUGUCUGCGACUUUCGACAUACACAACUGUUAGGCAUCUUGACUAAGCCCCUUGGUUACCUACCAUAUGUACGGUAGUACGUAAUACUGUUGAAUACCUCCGCUUUGAGAAUUAGACAAUUUUGACACCAGGCACAGAACACCUGACUGUUAGGAAUAAAAAAAAUCAAAGUAAUUAAUGCAUAUACAUUAAGCAUAGGCGCAACGAGUGAUUUCGCGUAGCUAUACAUUUAAAUACUUUAAAAAUUUGCGUCUGUGCAUUAGUUAUUAAGAGUAUAAAAUGUCUUGAUUCACAACUAAAAUAGUAGUUUGUUGAAUACUACGGGUAACUUGUGAUAAUGAAACUUAUUGGAUAAAUCUUUCUAUGUUUCUUAAUUAUUAUUUUUAAGGUAAAUCGUUCGUUUCAAAGAUGUUUAUUAAAAUUUUUGUAUUAUCUGUUAACAUUUAAAUUUGAUCUUACUCACGAGAUAGUGUAUUAGAUAGUGACAUUGAUUUUAAUCUUUAUUACAUUUUUUUAUUAUA
This is a messenger RNA of Pieris rapae (cabbage white), 2684 nucleotides long. It is a transcript of the gene Atg14, whose product is annotated as beclin 1-associated autophagy-related key regulator. The transcript has 7 exons. The record is from RefSeq and is a predicted model, not a curated record. Gene Ontology annotation, biological process: autophagosome assembly; mitophagy; cellular response to starvation. NCBI's taxonomy places the organism in Eukaryota, Metazoa, Arthropoda, Insecta, Lepidoptera, Pieridae. The coding region runs from base 84 to 1370 and encodes 428 amino acids. Gene Ontology annotation, cellular component: autophagosome; phosphatidylinositol 3-kinase complex, class III; extrinsic component of phagophore assembly site membrane.